Molecule: messenger RNA, 1656 nt
Organism: Miniopterus natalensis
Lineage: Eukaryota; Metazoa; Chordata; Mammalia; Chiroptera; Miniopteridae
Gene: RAD21L1
Product: RAD21 cohesin complex component like 1
Biological process (GO): replication-born double-strand break repair via sister chromatid exchange; sister chromatid cohesion
Cellular component (GO): meiotic cohesin complex
Molecular function (GO): chromatin binding; protein binding
Source: RefSeq, a predicted model, not a curated record
AUGUUCUACACACACGUGCUCAUGAGCAAGCGAGGGCCGCUGGCCAAAAUCUGGCUGGCAGCUCACUGGGAGAAGAAGCUCACAAAGGCCCACGUGUCGGAAUGUAAUCUGGAGACGAUCAUUGAGAAGAUUAUUUCCCCUAAGGUGAAAAUUGCACUUCGAACUUCAGGACACCUUCUUUUGGGAGUUGUUCGAAUCUAUAAUAGGAAGGCGAAGUAUCUUUUGGCAGAUUGCAGUGAAGCGUUGCUUAAAAUGAAGAUGACAUUUCGCCCAGGACUAGUUGACCUUCCAAAGGAGAACUUUGAAGCAUCUUACAGUUCUAUCACAUUGCCAGAAGAAUUCCAUGAUUUUGAAAUCCAGAAUGUGAACGCUAUUGAUGUUUUAGAAAAAUUUACUCAGAACCAAAGCAGACCAGAAGAAAUCACACUUAGAGAAGAUUAUCACAGUGAUCUACUUUUCCAAGCUGGGAGCUUUGGGGAAGAAUCUGAAAUUCUCAGAAGCUAUAGCUUCUUUGAUGACAACAUCUUGCUGAAUUCCAGUGGUCCUUUAGCUGAACAUAGUUCUGGAAGCCUCAAUGGAGAAAAAUCUCUGUUCUAUGACAGUGGAGAUGGAUUUGGUGAUGAAGGGGCUGCAGGAGAAAUGAUUGACAAUCUAUUACAAGAUGAUGAGAAUAUCCUGUUAGAAGAUAUGCAUUUGAACAAAGAAAUUUCCAUGCCUCCUGAUCCUCCUGAUAUGAUAGUGGAACCAGUCAAUCCAGAGUGUAUACCUCUACCAGAAAAUGAAAAAAUGAAUGAAACCACAUUAUCAAAUGAAGAGGAAGGAUUUAUCCUUGAUCCAAUUGAUGCUUCAGACCUUGCUUGGAAAAGGAAAAGCAAAAAGAGGAAAUUGCUCAUAGAUCCAGUCAAGGAGAUCAGUAGCAAAAUUAUGCAUAAACAGCUUACUUCCUUUGCUGACACACUCAUGGUUUUGGAACUUGCACCUCCUACCCAAAGAUUGAUGAUGUGGAAAAAGAGGGGAGGAGUGGAUACACUUCUGUCAAAUGCUACCCAGGAUUUGAUUCAUACUGAACUGAAAAUGUUGUUUACAAAACGCUUUCUGUCCUCUGGCUUUAAACUUGGAAGAAAAUUGAUACAGAAGCAAUCAAUAAGGGAAGAAAUGAGAGGCAGGAACAUAGUGGAGGCCUCCAUGAUGAAAAAUCCAAAUUCCCAACAAGAGUUAAGUCAACCCAAAACUUGGAAGGAUGUGAUUAAUGUAUCAAAUGGUAGCUUUCAUGAGGACACCAAUAGAAAUAUUAGUUCUGAGCAGGAUAUUGUUUCUUUGGCUGCUGAGGAAUCCCCUUUAAUGAAUGUUGUCUUGGCACAAGAAAUUGAAAACUGCCCAGUUGAAUUGGAGUCAUUGGGAAAUGAACAAAAUAUUGAGGCAGAGAGAUGGAAUCGAAGAAUACGUCAGAUGUUAAAUGAUUUGAGGGAAUUCUACAAGACAGGAAUGAAGCACUUUAGUCUGAUGACUCUCUGCAGAAAUAGUGACCGAAAACAAGCAGCCGCCAGAUUUUAUAGCUUUCUCGUCCUAAAAAAACAGCGGGCUAUUGAGCUGAGCCAGAGAGCCCCCUAUGCAGAUAUUAUAGCUACAGUGGGACCAAUGUUCCAUAAAAUAUGA